UCGGCCUCACAAAUCAGCAGUGAAAUCCCAGAGAAACCAUGGGAGCCCUCGGCAUCACUAUUGCCCUGUUGGUGUGGGUGGUUACCCUCCUGCUAAUAUCCAUCUGGAAGCAGAUCCACAGCAGCUGGAACCUACCCCCUGGGCCUUUCCCGCUUCCUAUUAUUGGGAAUCUUCUACAGAUGGACAUAAAGAAUAUUCCCAAGUCCUUCACCAGGCUGGCCAAGCGCUAUGGGCCUGUGUUCACACUGUACUUGGGCUCUCGGCGUGUGGUGGUCCUCCAUGGCUAUGAGGCAGUGAAGGAGGUGCUGCUGAAGUACAAAAACGAAUUCUCUGGCCGAGGCGAGAUCCCUGUGUUCCAAGAAUACAAGGACAAGGGAAUUAUUUUCAAUAAUGGACCCACCUGGAAGGACGUCCGGCGAUUUUCCCUGAGCAUACUUCGAGACUACGGGAUGGGGAAACAGGGCAAUGAGGCACGGAUCCAGAGGGAGGCCCAGUUCUUGCUGGAGGAGCUCAGGAAGACCCAGGGCAAGCCCUUUGACCCCACCUUUCUCCUCGGCUGUGCUCCCUUCAACGUCAUAGCUGACAUCCUCUUCCAUAGGCGUUUUGCCUACAAUGACAAGACAGCUCUGAGGCUCAUGCACUUGUUCAAUGAGGAUUUUUACCUACUCAGUACUCCCUGGCUGCAGCUUUACAAUAAUUAUUCAAACUACCUACGCUACAUGCCUGGAAGCCACAGGAAAGUAAUGAAAAAUGUGUCUGAAAUAAAAGUGUAUGCAUUAGAAAGAGCUAAAGAAAACCUUCAGUCGCUGGACCUCAAUUGCUCUCGGGAUGUCACUGACUGCCUGCUCACAGAAAUGGAGAAGGAGAAACACAACGGCAAGCCUCCUAUGUACACCAUGGAAAACAUUGCUGUCACCUUGGCUGACUUGUUCUUUGCGGGAACGGAGACUACCAGCACUACACUGAGAUAUGGCCUUCUGAUUCUCAUGAAGUACCCAGAGAUUGAAGAAAAACUUCAUGAAGAAAUUGACAAGGUGAUUGGGCCAACACGCAUCCCUGCUGUCAAGGACAGGCUAGAAAUGCCCUACAUGGAUGCUGUAGUACAUGAGAUUCAGCGAUUCAUCAACCUCGUGCCCUCCAACCUUCCCCAUGAGGCAACCCAAGACACCAUGCUCCAAGGAUACUUCAUCCCCAAGGGCACAGUUGUCAUUCCAACCCUGGACUCCCUUCUGUAUGACAAACAAGAAUUCUCAGAACCAGAGCAGUUCAGACCUGAGCACUUUCUCAAUGAAAAUGGCAAGUUCAAGUACAGUGACUACUUCAAGCCCUUUUCUGCAGGAAAACGGGUGUGUGUUGGAGAAGGCCUGGCACGCAUGGAGUUGUUUCUUCUUUUGACUGCCAUUCUACAGCAUUUUAAUCUGAAGUCUCUUGUGGAGCCAAAGGAUAUUGACCUCAAACCUAUCACAGUUGGCUUUGGCAGCAUUCCACCAUCCUACAAACUCUGCCUCAUUCCCCGCUCAUAGGUGUGAGGAAAACACACUCUGGAAAAUACCUUUCUUCUGAGUGCAGCCUGUGAGAGCCUCACUGGGCCCAGAAAGAUGUUUCCCAGUCAGUGAGGACCAGCAGCUUCACAGAACCAAAUUAGACCAACACAGACUUUCUAGACUCAAUCUUCAGACAACAUAAAGCAAAAUUCAAAGAUUUGUUAAACUAAACUGAGUCUGCUCAAGGCUGUGUAGAAGUCCAGGAAACAAUGGUAAUAAGAAAUCUCUCACUGUGAGUUCAGCUGUAUACUUCUGAAAAAAUAGAAUUUUUUACUCACCAUAGUCAAUAUCUACAACAGACAGAUUAAAAGCAGUAGUACUAUAGAUUAAGUAGGAUUUAUUAGCCUGUUCAAAAGCAGUUCUAUUCCCAUCUUGCCUUAGGAUAUAAAACUGCUCCUUGGCUUCAUAUGAGCAUCAGUCUUAUGGUCUAAAUUUUAUGGUAAAAUAUGUAUCUAACAAGUCAACGUGGCCAUCUGUUAUUAUUUCUUAAUAUUCAAUGUGAUAUUGUAUCUGGAAACAACUUAUAGGCAUACAGAUGCCCUUGGGUGAGAUGAAAAAGGAUUAACACAACACAAAACUUCAGUGGAUUAAAUGCUAAUGUAGUGAAGUGGAAGAGAAGUUCGUAAAAAGAACACUAUCCCCCUUGGUUCCCAAGCCCAAGUGAGCCCUUGCUAUGCGUACCACUGGCUCAUCUUCUCCCUUGUCCUGUGGAGAUGAGAGCAGCCCCUUCCCACUCCACACACUGCCCAGCACACUGUGCAUUCUGUAUAAAUGCUUCUCAAUAAAAUGUGUGAUAUUUAAAGCCAGCA
Messenger RNA from Octodon degus (degu), 2353 nucleotides. RefSeq names its product cytochrome P450 2E1. Gene Ontology annotation, cellular component: intracellular membrane-bounded organelle; cytoplasm. Gene Ontology annotation, molecular function: heme binding; iron ion binding; oxidoreductase activity, acting on paired donors, with incorporation or reduction of molecular oxygen, reduced flavin or flavoprotein as one donor, and incorporation of one atom of oxygen. Bases 39 to 1523 code for a protein of 494 amino acids. Gene Ontology annotation, biological process: xenobiotic metabolic process. The transcript has 9 exons. The record is from RefSeq and is a predicted model, not a curated record. NCBI's taxonomy places the organism in Eukaryota, Metazoa, Chordata, Mammalia, Rodentia, Octodontidae.